Messenger RNA from Syngnathoides biaculeatus (alligator pipefish), 2181 nucleotides. RefSeq names its product centromere protein N (gene cenpn). The coding region runs from base 137 to 1174 and encodes 345 amino acids. Gene Ontology annotation, biological process: chromosome segregation; CENP-A containing chromatin assembly. NCBI's taxonomy places the organism in Eukaryota, Metazoa, Chordata, Actinopteri, Syngnathiformes, Syngnathidae. The transcript is spliced from 11 exons. The record is from RefSeq and is a predicted model, not a curated record.
GGAGGCGCUAUAUUUACCACGUCAACUAUAUUGCCGUGAUCAGAUUGGUCGCUUGUGUUUCCCCCUCGAACGUGGCGUAUUUCAAAAGCGCCAGCUUCAAAUCGAAACCGGAGAGUUUUGUUUAGAUUGAUUUGCAAUGGAGGAUCAGAUGAGAAGUUUGUUACGGCGGCUCGUUCGAAGGAUACCGAGUCAAGUUUUAAAAGUGACGCUGAAGAAAUGGGGCCGUUUGACGGCGGCGCAACAACAAAACAUCGAUUCGACUCCAACGAAAUGGGCGUUGACGGACCAACUUCUCGCCAUCAGUGAGGAAAACGGAUGGACUGUUCGACAUGUAGCAGAGUUAGAGAUGAUAUAUGUCAUUGACAAGCCAAACCAGGGGAUGUGGCAUACGUUACGACUUGUGGACCCGAACAGUGAUGCUCAAACUGUUGAUUUGAUCCAGUUCAAGGAACAAUUCAAAUCACACCUGAGUGAGAUCUCAAGACAUGUGUCCGUCAAAAUGAAGAAAAACGCGGACGAAGCCGUUUGGAUCCGCAUCGCGUGGGGGGACAGCUUCUCUCGACCCAACAACAUGAAACCAACAUACGUUGUUCACUAUCUUCAAACCCCGUAUGUGUUUGUGACCAGACUCACGUCCAAGAAGAAACCCUUACUGUAUCAGUCUCUGGUUCGAGCCACCCGCCAUCGAGCAAUCAAGGAUGCGAACCUCAGUGGACAAAACCUCUCAGCGAUUCGAGACUUGCUGAUGCAGCACUAUCAACAGGUUUUCCCAGGCAGGUAUCCCAGCCCUCUUGGAGAAAGGACUCAAAUAACAUCAAACCCCCACGUAGACCAAGAACAAGCUGAGGAAGGAGUAAAAAGACUUCAGAUGGCCUGUGAAGCAUUUGGUGCUGGAAAGCUACCGCAGCUCCAGUCUGUAGUUUACAAGAUGGAGACAAAGUUCAAAGACCCAAAAAACCAGAGGAUGACCCAACGAGAGGAACCGUUCAGAUGCGUCGUCACGUUUAAAAGCAGCAACAUACUGGAGUCACUACGGCACUGCGCUGCUUCGGGAAUUGCUUCCACUCCUUUAACCCCUCUGCUUUCGUCCAUCCCCCGAAAAGGAAGCAAUUAUUUUGUCGUCACAGACAACAUCCCAAGAGCUGCCUCACAAGUCAGCCAACAACCCAAUUAACCUGCCCUCGCAAGUAGACUACCCAAGUUUUUUUUAUUAUUAUUUUUUUGGUUGGAAUGGGGGUAGUUUAUUUGAUUUUAUCUCAUGAAAAGUAGCUGCUAACUUGAUUCUACAUGCAUGUUUUUAAAAGAUCUGAUGUCAUCAAGAUUAAAGGAAGACGCUCCCCAAAAUUCAUAUGUACAAUAAAUCCUCCAUUAUGAACUAAUAUUAUUAUUACAUAUAUUUUGGACAUUAAUUGAAAAUAAAGAACAUUUUGAAAAUCCAAGCAAAAUCUGGAUAUGUGCCAGCUUUCACAGCCAGACCCGGAAGAAACGUCCUCGACCCCGCCCCUGACAUUGCUGGUACUUAGCAUUACAGACCGUUCGUUCUAGCGCGGCCAAGAUGCCAACGUGUUGUGCACCAAACUGCAACAAAACUGAGAAAAACUGUGUGUGUGGGGGGGGGGGGGGGGGGGUAAUCCUUCUCUCACAACACAACACGUAAUACAUAAGUCUUUUCUGGCGCGGAUCAUGGCUUCGGCCGGGGUGGCUCAAGCCGGACCACUGUACAUCGUUGUCGUCGCUCGCGGCUGAGUAUGCUACAUACUGUCGGAGAAUCUGUUAUUACUCAGAAGUGAUCCGCAUAUCAUCUAAGUAUGGUUCGAAACGAUAGGGUAAUAUUGGACCGGUCACUUCACUCAAUUGUGAUACGUUCUCUUCUUCGAAAAGAGCUUCCGUGUCAAAAGGGGACAUCGGGAAAAUCCCAAAAUCUCUGUUGUUCCUUUCCCAUAACAGGUGCCACUCCAUGUUUUUAAUGGCGAAUGUCCCAGUGUGACGUCUGCUGAUGUUGCAGGCAAUAAGGCGACCACUUGGAUGUUGAGUGAGACUUCCGCAACUUCGUGCAUGGAUGACACGCUCUCCGCUUAUAUUUAUUUAUUUGUAUGGACAUUGAAGUGAAUGUUAUAUGUAGUUUUCAUUACAAUAUCUAUUUUAAAAUGUUUUAGGCAUGACAGUGGCCAUUUAAAAUCA